AUGGAGGAAGACGUUGAAGAGGACAGUGUUGAAGCAGACGUUUCACUUAUUCUCAACUGGGAAAACCACGAUGAGUCUCUCCAAACAUCUCAAGGCAAAGGCGAGGCUUCUGAAGAAAACGACAGUGAUAACUUCCUGAGUGCGUGCAUGUCUGGCGAUGAGGAAGAAGCAGAAGAAUUGUUAGCGAAGGAUGUUGAUAUCAACACUGCCACUUAUGAAGGGUUUACAGCUUUACAUAAGGAAAACGAGCAGUCGGAAUGUGUCGACAAGACAGGACUCUAUGUAAUGCCAUGUAAAAGAAGUUAUCUAGGUUAA
Molecule: messenger RNA, 315 nt
Organism: Cylicocyclus nassatus
Lineage: Eukaryota; Metazoa; Nematoda; Chromadorea; Rhabditida; Strongylidae
Source: the annotation of a GenBank genome assembly